CCCGGCCCGCAUGGCACGGCUGUUCCGAGCUCACGGCACGGGGGGUGGCGGCGAUCCGGGGGUGCUGAUGUAACGUGGAGCUUGUUCUUCCCCUGUGCUGCAGGCAGCUGUGCAAUACCGAGAUGUCCUCCCUGACGGACGGCUCUGCUGUCAGCGCCUCGGAGCAGGAGGCUCUGGUUAAACCAAAGCCACUGUUGCUGAAGCUGUUGAAGUUAGCUGGUGCAGAAAAAGACACGUUUACUAUGAAGGAGGUAAUAUUCUAUCUUGGACAAUAUAUUAUGUCUAAACAAUUAUACGAUCAAAAAGAGCAACAUAUUGUGCACUGUGCAAAUGAUCUUCUUGGGGAUUUAUUUGGAGUAACAAGCUUUUCAGUAAAAGAACACAGGAGAAUAUAUUCCAUGAUUUCCAGAAAUCUGAUAGCAGUCAAUCAACAAGAUUCUACACUUGCUGAUCCACCUCAGGAUGACACCAGAUUUCAGCUUGAAAAAGAAAAUGUUCUAAAGGAAUCCAUACCAGAAUCAGAAGAAAAGCAGACUUCAUCAAACGUGACUUCCCAGCCAACCACAUCUUCUAGGAGGAGGACACACAGUGAAUCUGAAGAAAAUUCUUCAGAUGAUGGGCACAGCGACAGAAGAAAACGUCAUAAGUCAGACAGCAUCUCGUUGACCUUUGAUGAGAGUCUCUCCUGGUGUGUAGUCAGCGGGCUGUGCCGGGACAGAAGCAAUAGCAGCGACUCCACAGAUUCUGUCUCCAUUCCGGAUCUUGAGGCCAGUUCGUUAAGUGAAAACUCUGAUUGGUUUGACCACGGUUCUGUUUCAGACCAGUUCAGUGUAGAGUUUGAAGUUGAAUCUAUUUAUUCAGAAGACUAUAGCCAUAAUGAAGAGGGACAGGAGCUCACAGAUGAAGAUGAUGAGGUCUAUCAGCUGACUAUAUAUGAAGAUGAAGAUAGUGAUUCUGAUUCGUUCAAUGAAGAUCCAGAGAUUUCUCUAGCCGACUAUUGGAAGUGCCCUAAAUGUAGCGAAAUGAAUCCUCCGCUCCCGCGACAUUGCCACCGAUGUUGGGCCCUCCGUGAGGACUGGCUUCCUGAUGAGAAGAGCGAUAAAUUGGUGAAUAGCAAAUUAGAAGGUUCUUUCCACCUGGAAUCUGACAAAGGUUUUGAUGUUCCUGACUGUAAGAAAGUGAAAAUGAAUGAAGAUAAAGAACCGGCUGUGGAGGAGAAUGAAGAUAAAACAGCCCAGAUACCUGAAUCCCAGGAAAGUGAAGAUUAUUCUCAGCCAUCUACAUCUAGUAGCGUGUUUUGCAGCAGUCAGGAGGACUUUAGGGAACCUGAGAAGAAAGAAAUGAAAGACAAAGAGGAAGGUAUGGAGUCCAGUCUGCCUGUUAGCAGCAUAGAGCCCUGUGUUAUAUGCCAGAGCAGGCCGAAAAAUGGCUGCAUAGUACACGGCAAGACAGGACAUCUCAUGUCAUGCUUUACGUGCGCAAGAAAACUGAAGAAGAGGAACAAACCAUGUCCGGUGUGCAGGCAGCCCAUACAAAUGAUUGUACUAACUUAUUUUGGCUAGGGUGAUGGAAAGCAACUAAAAGUACUCAUAAACUGGUACAGCAAAUAAGAGAGAAAGAAAUUAUUUUUAUAUGCUUAUUGCAGGUUAAUAUUUUGGGUGUCUUAACGUUUGGUAUGAAAAGUCAUUGCUGAAGUAAACGCACUGGAAUUGUUAAGGAUAGCCUGAUAUUUGCUAGUUAAUUUAACACGGAACGUUUUAAAUCUCUCUCAGUAGAAGUAACCGAUUCUUGUUGGUCAGUGUUUGACUUUCCAGGUGUUUUACUGUACAAAAAAGCAAUGUUUCAAUUACAGUAUUGAGUACAAAUAUUGUAAGCCCUUGUUCAGGGAUGAUCAGAGAAGGGAUGUUCUGAAGAGUUCAUUUAAAGUCAGUUAAGAAGAAAGAAGAUUGCAUUCCACAGUGUGUUGCCUAGUGAAAGCACCAGGCAGAAUCAGAACCAUCUGAGUAAGGCAAUAAAAGAACAAAAUAGAGCCUUGUUUCCCUCACUCCCAAAAAAAUUAAAUCCUUUUAAGAGGGAAAUCUUUUGGAUGUUUGUUGGGAAACCAGGGGAGUUGUGGUGGAAAGUAACAUUCAAGAUCUGGGAAAUUGAAGAGAGUACGGUGUCUUUAGUUUUUAUAAUGUACUUUGUGAACUCCGGGGCUGUAUGAGUACGCUGUGAGGAGUCUCUGACCAGUUCCAGUUCUAGGUUACCUCUUAAAUAUCCUGAGAAAGACUUUUAAAACAUGGUGUGGAUGUGGUGGUCUGUACUGCCCUUAUUACUUUAGCAGAGCGUGAAAGAUGUGAACAGGAGAAAGAAACAAAGAACUUAGAGUUAAAAAGCAAGGCAAACUGGCAACAAUAGGGGAUGUUUAUAGGUUGGUUUUUUCUGGACUUAUGUAAAAAUAGUAAGAAAAAAAGUCCACCUCCACCUGCAGAGACAGAGAAGCUUGUGUCUUUUUCCUUUACACAGUUCUUCACAUUCAGCAGCCUUUCCAACUUUUGCCAUUCUCUUUUUCUUCUCUACCACAAGAACUUUGAAAACCUGCUGCAAAGGUUUUUGGCUAAAUGAGAGUUUGUCUCAGUUGGAUCCGUCCGUCCUUCGUUUAGCUCUUAUUUCCUCACUGUGCUUCCACAAAACCCUCGUGAAAUGUAUCUGUUCCUUUAUGAAGAAAUCUGCUCAUUGACUUAGGUCUGUGAUGCAUUCAAAGGAGGUAACGUGAGUAUAUCUUUGUAAGCUAAAGUGGUCUAAAAAUGUAGUUAGGUUUCUCAUCUGACCUGUUCUUCAGGCGGAGAGUUCCCGCACAAGUGGCUUCUAUCUGUUCCUUGGGAUGACCAGACUCCGAAGGGAUUUGGGUGUUCUCAGUUCAUUAAUUUGGCACAUAGUCACAGUUCAACUGUCCUGCAGGGGCCAACAAAUAGUCUUAGAGUCAGGAGAGCUCCAGGAGUGGAAAUGAGAUCUAAAUGCAGAAGUUGUGCUGUGUUUUACCAUCCCACAACCCUCAGGGAAGUGGCUUCCUUACCUUUGCAGCGCCAGUGCAAAACUGCCUCUGUGCCAGCUCAAAGACCUGAGGUGUUAAAAUCACUUUAACAUCAGAGCUGAAAUAUUGAUUCCAGUAUAAAUGCCUGGAAACCAGGACUGGAAACACCAGGAAUACAGGGAAGUACCUUUCAUUUUCCUAUGUGCUUCCUUGUGGAAAGUAAAAAAUGUACAGCAGAAACUUGGUAAACUCGUGUGACUGCAAAAAAAUUCCUAGAGUACCUGUGUUGGUGAUAAAGUUUGUUUGUACAUUUGAGCUACAUGUUGAAAGCUACUGCUAAAAGGCAUCGGUAUCUUUGAAGCUUCACCACUGUUCAUUUUUACUAAACAAAACAGAAAACUCACUUGUAUGUUCCUUUAAAUAAAGAAUUGCUGUAGGUGCAGAUCCUGCCUCCAUUAACACUGCUUCCUCUUCAUUUCCCUGCAUUUGUAUUUGAUAAAUGGAAGCACAGCGAAUCUUGCAGACACCGUUAACUGCUGCUGCAGAUCAGAACUGAUCCUAUUGGUCUGCAAUGUGCAGCUGGCUGAGAAUCCCCAACUUGUGUAGUUGGGAAGCACUGAUUAAAUGGGGAGUGUCCUUAAGGGACACUGCGAUGGAUGAAUUCUUAAUGUCUUUUUCAAUUUGAUCCCUUCUCUGCAGUCACUGUUUGCUGUGGAACUCCCAGCUGUGGGGAGCAGCUGUUACUAACCCAGUUUCUGCUGGGACAAAUUUGCCAUCCUGCUCUGGGCAUUCAUUUCCAGCUCCCUUGUGUGAUCUCCAUAUUGUAGGAGGAAGAAAAAAAUCAGCUCUUAAAAAUGGCUGACUAGUCACAGCAGUGCUGUUGCUGUUUGCAAGCACUCAGCUUUGGGGUUUUCCUUCAGAAACAAUUUCACCUCCUAUUAAAUCUGAGUUGGCAAAAGGUAAAACAGGCAUAUACAGCACAGCUGACUUUGUGACCUCAAGUUUUACUUCCUUAGCACAUGUUCUGUGGAGAGCAGCCCUGGGAACACUCACUGCUCCACACAGCACCAAGGAGGUGGGUAAUUUGGGGGCCUGCAUCCUUGGCCAUGUUACUUUCUUAAAUUUUUAUUGUGAAUUCUGUUUUCUGGCUUAAUGUUCCUUUUACCAGCCAGUGAGGUUUGUUGUUUGCUAGUUGUUGUCUUCUGCAUUCUUUUUUAAAAGCGUGCCUUACAGAUAAUAAGGGAGCAGGGUGAUCUGCCUUGUUUCCUAUUGGAGACAUGUGCAGGGCAGAGCAGUAACCAGCUGAGAACAGUGUUUGGUCUGACAUGCUGGAGCCUUUGGCUUUAUCACCAUGCAGUCACCAUGCACUGUGCUCUGCAGUGCUGGCUGGAAGCUUCCACUGCUCUUCUCUGUGGCAGAUAACCAUUGCCCGUCCUCGUGUCAUGGUGCAAAAGCUGGCAGUGUCGUGGCAUGAAAGUGUUCUUACUUGGCGAGGCCUUUGAGAUCGUUAUUUAAUAUUGUACACGUUUUAAUCAUUAAUUUAUUGCAGUUUGUAAAUUUUCUUGUGCUUAUAGUUAGUGGUGUGAGCUUUAAUUUAUUGGAUUGGUUUGUUGGUACCUGUACAGACACACACGUGUGCUUAGUAAGUCACUAUAAGUCAUCCUAUAGGAGGGAUAUUUAAGAAAUCGUAGCAUGCAGGCAGAGAUACAGGCCAUAUUCAGGUGGAGAGAUGGACAAUGUAUGCCUUUGUUCUCACUUUUCCUUCCCUUAACACUGUCUUGAUGUUGAAGCUGCAAAAUGCUCGUUGAAAAGAGUCAGAAGCCAAUGCCAUGUGAGCACAGGGGAACUGCUUGGGUGGUGGUUUGCGUUGAAAUGCUUUUGCGUCUCCCACUGCAGCCACACAGUGCUCUGUGGUGCUGCUGACAUCAGAGGGCAGUGUGUGGAAGGAAGAACUGAUCAGAGGGAGGCGUCACACUGAACAUGAAGGUGACCAAAGGAGCUGGGGGAACAGGCAGGACUGAGAAGGCUGCAGUUGUGGUAACUGCCUGUGUGCUUCAGGUGGGCAGUGGUUGGGUACAGCUGCUGCUGGGGCCACAGCAGGAAAUCAUUAGAAGCAUUAUGAAACAACAAAAUAAGGUGAAUAAAUGAAUCGGUAUUUGGUUGAAAUAUUCCUUCUCAACUUAACCUGAGGUACUGUUGUGUUUAUCCCAGGCAGAGGAGAUCCUCUGCUGUGCAGCACAGACUAAACAAAGGGUUGUUGCUGCUGCAUUAAGUGCCAGUGGAAAAGAGCUUUGGGCACGUGCACUUGUGACUUACAGGGUGGCACAGCUCCUGCCUGCCUCCAGCUCUGCUCACUGUCUUUGUUACUCACGGUGCAUGGGGGCUUAUGAGGGUAGAUAUGAGGGCCUCAUCUUGCGGUGUUGCUUCCAACUAACGUAUACUUGCUUACCACAGGUGCACUGAAGAAGAGGUCUGUCACGUAUAUUGUAUGUGUAAAAGUUGUUGUUGACACUAGAGCAGUGUUGUCUUCUCCUUUUCUCACUAGCUGUUACUUUCCAGGGGCAGUUUUUGUUUUUGAGCCAAAUUAACGGCGCUCACCAUCCCAAUGACAAACACCUGAAAUAUCAAAUAGUGUUUCCCAGAGCAGAGUCUUACUUAACUAGACAGCUGAGUGUAAUAUUAUUUAACUAUGCAAUUUUGUCACUCCUGUAGUGCUGUCCCUGUGGCUUAGUGGGUGUCAUUCAAUAAGAUACAGCUCUCCGCUCACAGUGCACAGAAGAAUUUCCAACAUGUACUAUAUAUUUGGGUUUCAGGUUUUCCUCUGCUGAGGAAACUAAACAUUUUAUCUGUUUAAAAGCUUUAAAUAAAGAUGUUCAUAUCCUC
This is a messenger RNA of Coturnix japonica (Japanese quail), 5899 nucleotides long. RefSeq names its product MDM2 proto-oncogene (gene MDM2). Lineage: Eukaryota; Metazoa; Chordata; Aves; Galliformes; Phasianidae. The record is from RefSeq and is a predicted model, not a curated record. Gene Ontology annotation, cellular component: nucleus. Gene Ontology annotation, molecular function: identical protein binding; ubiquitin protein ligase activity; p53 binding. Gene Ontology annotation, biological process: regulation of gene expression; protein ubiquitination; cell cycle.